CCUCACCAGGUGAAGGCGUGAAAAAAACCGAUCUGUGUAAAUCAUUAGUAUUUUAUUAUAACGGAAUGAGAAUGAGAAGUGAAACCGAGCUGGAAGAUCCGCGGCUGCAGUGGAUCAGAGAGCGGGUCCAUAGCGCGUUCCAGUUGCCUGAGCCCGGGGCUUUCGAGGAGCUGCUGAGUCGCGGAGGAGGAGAGGAGGAGAGGAAAAUCCGCCGCUUUGUGGAGCAGGUCACCGCGGAGGAAUUCACCUCAGCACUGUUCUUCUCUACAUCAAUACGGCACAAAGAAGUGCAAGCGACGAUCCCGACAGACAUAACAAAUGAACCAAAGUCACCUGAAGUUCUCAGCAGGGAUGGUGUGUGUCUUACAGAGGAGACUUCCACCGAGGAACCCUUACAACCAGUGGACGAGCUUCAUCACUCUAAAGCUGAGAUGCAGAUCGUGUCCUACGUGGAGUUGCAUGUAGAAGUGGACUGCAUCCCCGAGACCUUCAUGAAGUCCAGCAUUCUCUACUUACUGAGGAACACCAGUGAGACAAUCCCUGAGCUGGCGGAUAGAAACGAGGCAGACGAGCUGAUGCCCAAGCUGGUGGAGAUCGGCAUGAUGAGCGGCCAUCAACUCCUGACGUUCAGGAGCAUCUUCCAGAACGUCUACAUGCCGCUGCUCUCAGUGGAACAGAUAAAGCAUUUCAAUGGAAGCUUCCAGCAGGAGCAGGCACCAGCAAAACCCAUCAGCGCUUCCAUGAUCCGAGACGAUUUCCUCAACCACUGCUACAAGUACACGAGUCUUACAGACAGAACCCUGCAGCAGCUGCAGUGUAGGAAUAAACUACACAUCCCCGAGCUGGACCUGGACCAGGAUGUGAAGAGCCUGCUUGCCAAUCUGGAGAUGGUGGAAAAGUUGGAGCAGUGUGUAAUGAACUGGCAAACACAAAUCACCUUCAUCCUGGAGGAGCAGAAGGAGAAGAAACCACAGGCCCCUGGUCCGAUGGGGGAGGUGGAGUUCUGGCAUGAGCGUGCAACUGUACUUAGUAGUCUGUGUGAGCAGCUGAAGCUGCCAGUGGUAAAGAAGGUCCUGGAGGUGAUGGACCGAGCCGACCUGCACUGCUUGCAGAACCUGAAGGAGGCGAUAACCGAGCUGAACUUGUACCAUGCAGAGGCCCUGGAGAACGUGCGCUUCCUUGGCACUGUGGAGAGAUACUUCAAGAAUCUGGCCACAGCGGUAAACUUCAGCAUCAUCAUGAACACCAUUGAACCCCUGAUGAAGGGUCUGAGGAUGAUCUGGAUCAUUUCCAGCCAUUACAACACGGACAAGCGCAUGAUGGCUUUAAUGGACCGCAUCGUGUGGGAGCUGUGUGAGCGCGUCGCUUUUAUCAUCGACAUCCGCACGCUUUUCCAAGAAAAGCGGAACGUGGCCAAGACCAAAGUUCUGGACGGAAAGCAAGUUCUGGAGCAGUGGAAGUCCUGCUACUUUGCAGUUCGAGAAGUUAUCGAGAAAUCCGCCAGGGAGUCGCGCUGGGAGUUUGACCGCAAAAAGCUUUUUGAGAAGACGGACUACAUGGUUUCAGUGUGUCAGGACCUUCACGACAUCCUACAGACCCUGGAGGACUUUUCUAAGAUCUUUGGGCCGGAGAUGAAGGAGGUAACAGGCGAGGCCAAGCUAAUCGAUGAUGUAAUGCGGAGGGUGGACAGCCUUGUUGUGCCCAUUAAGACUCUGAACUUUGACCCCUUCAACAAUGAGAAGAUGGAAAACUGGAAACAAGUCAUUCAAGACUUCCAGAGCCAGGUUCAGGCUAUCGAAGGAGAAGCCAUUUACUUCAUCGACCAGUCCUUCAAGACCCUGCGCUCGGCAUCUGUGGCCUUCGACAUGCUGCAGAAGUUCAAACACGUACGGUCCAGAGAAGCUCUCAACAAUCAGAUGAUGAUGAAGUUCAAUGACAUUCUGGAACAGUACUGCAAAGAGGUGGACAUCAUAAACGAGAUGUUUGUCCAGAACAGAGACAAGCCUCCUGUGAAUAAAAACCAGCCUCCUGUGACAGGAGCGAUCUUCUGGGCUCGCUCUCUGUUCCACAGCAUUAAACACACCAUCAUAAGCUUCCAGAAAGUGCCGGAGAUGCUGCAAACCAAACAGGGCAUCGCUACAAAAGCCAAGUUUAUGGAGGUGGCCAGGUCCAUGCGCGAUUACGAGACAAGGAAACACAAGCGCUGGAUGGAGGAGGCAGUGCUGAUGCUGGACGAGCUCAUGAAGAGAACCGUCCUGAUGAUGGUGAACAGCUCGAGGGAAGCCCGAGGAGAAUCCACAAAGCCUGAGGAUCUGGAGACGGGGGUGCGGUUUGUGGUAAACUUGGGCCCGGAGCUGAAGGAGUGCCUUAGUGAGACCAGGUACUUUGAGCAGCUGGAUCUCAGUCUCCCUGAAGAGGUCAGAGAAGUGGCUAAGCUUCAGGACAGAUUGUUAAGAUACCUGGGAGACCUGGACAGGUUGACGGACCGCUACGGCUCUACGAUGGACCGUCUGAACGAUGCAGAGUCGAUCCUCAUGGCCAUUCAGAUACAGGAACUGAGGAGUGUAAUGUCCCCUGGUUGUAAACGAUUAACUCUGGUUUCUCUGGGUUUGUCAGACUUCAUUGCCAAGGCCAACCAGGCAAUCACCCAGUUCCAGUCCACACUGAACCAGAUCCAGAAGAAUGAACGAGACAUAGACGCCAAGCUACAGGCCAUGGAGUCGGCGAACCUGUUUAAAUUCCCUGUACCAGAGAGAGCAGGAGAACUGCCAGGAGUGAAGGAGUUCUGUGAGCUGGUGGAGAAACAAAGAGCCAAAGACGUGAUCUUGCUGUGCAAGAAGUACUCCAGCAUCAGAUUUCUUCUCACCAAGAUGGAGUGUCUGACCUCGCAGACCAGCAGCGGCAAGGCCAAGCACAUGGCCAAGUACUACGCUUACUGGGAGCGCCGAGUGUUCGACUCCCUCACCAACAUGGUGCUGAAGAACCUCCAGGUGUUUAACUCCGCCCUGCAGGGCUCCACCCCACUGUUCCAGAUCGAGAGCAUCCUCUCUGCCCCACUUAUCAUGCUGCACCCCAAAAGCCACGAGGUGUACAAGCUGAUCAUGCACUGUGUGAGGGACUGUGUGGAGAGCACCAAGCAUUUCGUCCGCUGGAUGCAUGGCACGUGUAUCGAGUGUCCUCCUCAGCGUGGAAGGCAAGAUGAGCCGUUCGUCUUCAGCUUCUACAGCGAUGUGUGCCAGCUGCCAAAAGUGAACGAGCUCGCCACAACGCUUUCCCUGAACACAAAGCAGCUCCUCAGCUCUGUCGCCCAACACCUGAACCUCUGGAGACACUACCGGACCCUCUGGCAGCUGGACAAGGCCAUCAUGCUGGAAAAGUUUGCAGGCAAGAAGCCCUCGUGUGUGAUUUACGACAGGAAGCUGCAGUUUUACUCGCAGGUCAUUCAGGAGGUGGUGGAGCAGCCCGUGGUGAAGGAUGAGCACGCCAUCAGGUUGAGCCUGGAGCCGACGAGACGCAGCGUACUGGAGAGCGCUCAGGCUUGGAUAACUUCACUGGGCAUGUUACUCAACGACUCGGCCCGGAAGGAGUUACACGCCCUGUACAGCGAGUUCCAGCAACUCUCGGAUCAUCUAAAUACAUCUCCCGACACGCUGGAGAGCCUGAAGUUCGUCCUCAGCACAAUCUCCAACAUCAGGAGCAUGUCUCUGAGUGUGGAGAUGAGAUACAGAGACGUCCAGGAGAGAUACAGAACUCUGGCUAUGUACAAUAUUCAGGUGGAUGAGGAAGAGUUGCAGCUGUUGUCCCGCAUCGAGGACGUGUGGAGAGACGUGUUCGCCGAGGCCCGACGUGUGGAUCACCGCCUGGGAAAAGUCAAAAAGACCUUCACUAAAAUCACCAUGGAGCAGACAGAGCAGUAUAAGCAGGACUUGUCCAUCUUUGCUGAGAGUUUUAGUAUACAUGGGCCUGGAGCUGUAGGAGACAACCUGGAGAAAGGUCUGAUGAUCAUGAGCACUUAUGAGGCAGAUCUGUCUAAGGUAGAAGCGAGCCGUCAGGACCUAGCCAACGCUGAGAAGCUAUUUGACCUUUCCAUUACCAUGUACCCCGAACUGUUGAAAAUACAACAGGAGAUGAAGGGCCUGAGGGAGAUUUACAAAAUCUACAUGGAACAGAAGGCUGCUAAGGUAGAGUGGUCUCAGACUCUGUGGGUGGACCUGAACAUCCAGCUGCUCCAGGAUGGUGUGGAGGGUUUCAUCAAGAACCUCAGGAAGCUGCCGAAAGUCACCAGAUCUCUUCCUGUGGCCUUCUUCCUCGACAGCCAUCUGAAAGAGUUUAAAGAGUCUCUGCCGUUGUUGCUGGACCUGAAGAACGAGGCUCUGAGAGAAAGACACUGGAAUGAGCUGAUGGAACAAACAGGAACCAGCUUCGAGAUGAACCCAGACACCUUCACGCUGGAAAACAUGUUUGCCAUGGAGCUCCACAAGUACAGCAGCGUGAUCGGAGACAUCGUCACUGCGGCUGUUAAAGAACUCGGCAUAGAGAAGGGUGUGAAGGAGGUGGUGGACAUGUGGGAGAACAUGAAGUUCACAGUGCAGCGCUACUUUAAAGGAACUCAGGAGCGAGGAUCCAUUCUGGGCUCGGUGGAGGAGAUCCUGCAGAACCUGGACGAUAACGCCAUGAACCUGCAGAGCAUGGCGGGGAGCCGCUUUGUCGGGCCGUUCCUCUCCACCAUCCAGCAGUGGGAGAAGAACCUGUCCCUCAUCAGUGAGGUCAUUGAGGUUUGGAUGUUGGUGCAGAGGAAGUGGAUGUAUUUAGAAAGCAUCUUUAUUGGAGGUGAUAUUCGUUCUCAGCUCCCCGAUGAGGCCAAGAAAUUUGACAUCAUUGACCAGAAGUUUAAGGAGAUCAUGUCCGACGCGGUGAAAGACCCAGGUAUAAAGAGGUGCUGCCUGGUUCCGAAUCGCCUGUCAGACCUGCAGAAUUUAAGCGACGGUUUGGAGCGCUGCCAGAAGAGCCUGAACGACUACCUGGACUCCAAACGUAAUGCUUUCCCGCGUUUUUUCUUCAUCUCCGACGACGAGCUGCUCAGCAUCCUGGGGAGCAGCGAGCCGUCCUGUGUCCAGGAGCACAUGAUCAAGAUGUACGACAACAUCGCGUCCCUGCGCUUCGACACGGGACCGAAUGGAGAGACAUUGGUGAUGGCCAUGGUGUCUGCAGAAGGUGAGGUGAUGGAGUUCAGGCAGACCAUCCCAGCCGAGGGACGAGUGGAGGACUGGAUGACAGCCGUUCUGCUGGAGAUGAAAAGGACCAACAGACUCAUCACCAAGGAGGCCAUCUACUUCUACCAGCACCACAAGUCCAGGGUGGACUGGAUGCUGGACUACCAGGGCAUGGUGGUGCUGGCAGGGAACCAGGUUUGGUGGACGUGGGAGGUGGAGGACAUCUUCUGCAAGAUGAGCGCUGGAGACAAACAGGCCCUGAAACAGUACGCCAAGAAAAUGCACGGUCAGAUCGACGACCUGGUGACGCGCAUCACGCAACCUUUAAAGAAGAACGACCGGCGCAAACUCAACACCGUGCUGAUCAUCGACGUCCACGCCAGAGACAUCGUGGACAGCUUUGUCAGGGACAGUAUUACAGAUGCUCGUGAGUUCGAGUGGGAAAGUCAGCUGAGGUUUUACUGGGUCAAGGAGAUGGACGACCUUUACAUUCGCCAGUGUUCUGCUCACUUCUCCUACGGAUACGAGUACAUGGGGCUGAACGGCCGACUGGUCAUCACUCCACUGACUGAUCGUAUCUACCUCACUCUCACUCAGGCUCUGUCAAUGUACCUGGGUGGAGCACCAGCGGGACCUGCAGGUACGGGGAAAACAGAGUCCACUAAAGACCUGGCGAAGGCUUUGGGUCUGCUCUGUGUGGUCACUAACUGUGGUGAAGGAAUGGACUACAUGGCGGUCGGGAAGAUCUUCUCCGGCUUGGCUCAGUGCGGUGCCUGGGGCUGCUUCGACGAGUUCAACCGAAUCGACGCCUCUGUGCUGUCGGUCAUCUCCUCCCAGAUCCAGAUCAUCCGCAACGCUCUCAUCCUGCAGCUCAAGAGGUUCCACUUUGAGGGUCAGGAAAUCGAUUUGGAUUCGCGAAUGGGGAUCUUCAUCACCAUGAAUCCAGGCUACGCCGGGCGCACGGAGCUGCCCGAGUCGGUGAAGGCUCUGUUCCGACCCGUGGUGGUCAUCGUCCCAGAUCUCCAGCAGAUCUGUGAGAUCAUGCUGUUCUCAGAGGGCUUCCUCAUGGCCAAGGUUCUGGCCAAGAAGAUGACGGUUUUGUAUAAACUGGCACGAGAGCAGCUCUCCAAACAGUCUCACUAUGAUUUUGGGCUGCGAGCUCUCAAAUCUGUAUUAGUGAUGGCAGGAGAGCUGAAGAGAGGAUCUCCUGAGCUCAACGAGGACGUGGUGCUGAUGCGAGCUCUGAGGGACAUGAACCUCCCAAAAUUUGUCUUUGAGGAUGUUCCUCUGUUCCUGGGCCUGAUCUCAGAUCUGUUCCCAGGUCUGGACUGCCCUCGUGUGCGCUACCCCGACUUUAAUGAUGCCGUAGAGAGCAUCCUGGAGGAGAACAAAUACGUCCUGCUGCCCAAUCAGGUGGAUAAAGUGAUUCAGAUGUACGAGACCAUGAUGACCAGACACACUACCAUGGUGGUAGGACCCACAGGAGGGGGCAAAUCCGUGGUUAUUAAUACCCUGUGCCACGCCCAGACGAGGCUAGGGCUGAUUACCAAACUGUACACACUAAACCCCAAAGCCAUGAGCGUGAUUGAGCUCUACGGCAUCCUGGAUCCCAUCACUCGAGACUGGACUGAUGGAAUUCUGUCCAACAUCUUCCGAGACAUCAACAGACCCACAGAGAAAAAGGAGAGAAGGUACGUCCUGUUCGACGGGGACGUAGACGCCCUGUGGGUGGAGAACAUGAACUCGGUGAUGGACGAUAACAAGCUUCUGACGCUGGCUAACGGAGAGAGGAUCCGUCUGCAGGGUCACUGCGCUCUCCUGUUCGAGGUCGGAGAUCUGCAGUACGCUUCCCCUGCCACCGUGUCUCGCUGUGGAAUGGUUUUCGUGGACCCCAAAAACCUCCGCUUUGCCCCCUACUGGAAGAAAUGGGUGAAGGACAGGCCUUCCAGAGAACAAGAAGAUCUGAACAGUCUAUUCGAUAAAUACGUCCCCAGCACCAUAGACAUGAUCGUGGAGGGAAUCGUAGACGGGAAACAAGGAGAGAAACUGAAAACCAUCGUCCCACAGACUGACCUGAACAUGGUGGUGCAGCUGUCCAUGAUGAUGGACGCUCUGCUAGAGCCCACAGAGAUCUCCUCCGAGGAGCUGGAGAGUUUCUUCAUUGAGGCUCUGUACUGUUCACUUGGAGCCUCGCUGUUGGAGAGCGGCAGGGGGAAGUUUGAUGACUUCAUCAAAAGCUUGUCCGGUCUCACCUCCGUCCAUGAUGAGAAGAAGCUCGCCGGUCCAGGAGAACUUCCAGGUUCCUUGCCGACUCUUUAUGACUUCCACUUCGAUGCGAACACAAAGAAGUGGACUCCCUGGAGCUCGCUGGUUCCUAAAUACAUCCACAACCCUGACAUGAAGUUCAUCGACAUUCUAGUGCCCACCGUUGACACCACACGCACCAACUGGCUGCUGGAUCAGAUGGUGAAGGUGAAGAGGCCAGUGGUGCUGGUUGGAGAGUCCGGAACCUCGAAAACAGCCACCACUCAGAACUUUCUCAACAGCCUGGACCCCGAUACGACCAUGGUUCUGAUGAUCAAUUUCUCAUCGAGAACCACAUCCAUGGACCUACAGCGGAACCUGGAGGCCAGCGUUGAGAAGAGGACCAAGGACACCUAUGGCCCUCCUAUGGGCAAGAGACUGUUGGUGUUUAUGGAUGACCUCAACAUGCCACGAGUGGAUGAUUACGGCACGCAGCAGCCCAUAGCCCUGCUCAAGCUGCUGCUGGACAGGGGCGGGAUGUACGACAGAGGGAAGGAGCUCAACUGCAAGAUGCUGAAGGACAUGGGCUUUAUCGCGGCCAUGGGGAAAGCAGGAGGCGGCCGUAACGAGGUGGAUCCUCGUUUCAUCUCCCUCUUUAGUGUCUUCAACAUCCCAUUUCCCGAGGAGGAAUCGCUGCAUCUCAUCUACUCCUCCAUCCUAAAGGGCCACACCAGGUCGUUUGACGAAAGCAUUCAGACGCUCUGCGACCCACUGACCUCCUGCACGCUGGAGCUUUACAAAUCCAUCAUUAAAGACCUUCCACCAACUCCUUCUAAAUUCCACUACAUCUUCAACCUGAGAGAUCUGUCUAGAGUGUUUCACGGCCUGACGCUGACCAACGCAGAGAGGUUCCUGAAGGUCACGCAGUUUGUACGAGUCUGGAGGAACGAGUGCCUGAGAGUCUUCCAUGACAGGCUCAUCAACCAAACUGACAAAACUCUUGUCCAGGGACACAUUCGAACCCUGAUAGAGGAGCAUUUCAACUCUGAUCUGGAGUCAGCAAUGAGAGACCCCAUCCUGUUUGGAGAUUUCAAAACAGCCCUCGCUGAGUUCGAGCCCAGAGUCUACGAGGACAUUCUGGAUUAUGAAGCCUGUCAGGCUCUUUUUCAGGAGCUCCUCGAGGAGUACAACGAGAACAAGACCAGGAUGAACCUGGUGCUCUUUGAUGACGCCCUAGACCACCUGACCAGAAUCCAUCGCAUCAUCAGGAUGGAUCGUGGCCACGCCCUCUUAGUGGGAGUGGGAGGGUCUGGGAAACAGUCCUUAACCAAGCUAGCUGCUUUCACUGCAGGAUGUGAGGUGUUUGAGAUCGUGUUGAGUCGAGGAUACUCCGAGUCGAAUUUCCGUGAAGAUCUGAAAACUCUCUAUUUAAAGCUGGGCAUCGAGAAUAAGAAAACCGUCUUCUUGUUCACUGAUGCUCACGUGGCCGAGGAGGGGUUCCUGGAGCUCAUUAACAACAUGCUCACCUCAGGAAUUGUUCCUGCGCUCUUCCCUGAUGACGAGAAGGAGUCAGUUCUGAAUCAGAUCCGCGAAGAGGCUUUGAAGAUGGGCUCGGGGCCGUCCAAAGACAGCGUGUGGCAAUACUUCGUGAACAAGAGCGCCAACAACCUGCACAUUGUCCUGGGCAUGUCUCCUGUAGGGGACGUCCUUCGAACCCGCUGCAGGAAUUUCCCAGGGCUGGUAAAUAACACCGGUAUUGAUUGGUUCCUCCCCUGGCCUCCUCAGGCUCUCAAUGCAGUUGCACAGUCCUUCCUGCGUGAGAGCAGUAUGAUUCCUGAGGACUUCUACGAGGCAGUGAUGGGUCACGUGUGUAUGGUGCACAGCUCAGUGGGCGAGUACAGCAAAUUGUUCCAGCAAAAGCUGCGACGUAGUAACUACGUCACCCCGAAAAACUACUUGGACUUCCUCAGCACCUACUUCAACCUGCUGAACGACAAGGAUAAGUACAUCAUGGCCCAGUGUAAGCGACUGGAAGGAGGUUUGGAUAAACUGGUGGAAGCCAGCGUGCAGCUCGCCGAGCUCAACAUCAAGCUUGCCGAGCAGAAAGUGGUCCUAGCUGAGAAGUCCUCUGCCUGUGAAAUUCUUCUUAAUGAGAUCUCCACCAACACAGCCAGUGCUGAGGAGAAGAAGAAGUUAGCAGAGGAAAAGGCCAAGGAGAUCGCAGAGCAGAAUAAAGUAAUCUCCGUGGAGAAAAAGGACGCUGAGAGCUCUCUGGCCGAAGCCCUGCCCGCUUUGGAGGCGGCUCGCCUCGCCCUACAGGACCUGGACAAAUCCGACGUCACUGAAAUCAGGUCCUUUGCCAAGCCGCCGAAGCAGGUGCAGGUGGUGUGUGAGUGUAUCCUGGUCAUGCGUGGUUAUAAAGAGAUCAGCUGGAAGACCGCUAAAGGCAUGAUGUCAGAGGCCAACUUCCUGCGCUCGCUCAUGGAGAUGGACUGCGACGCCAUCGGCGGCGGACAAGUCAAAACGGUCCGAGGCUUCCUGAAGAACCUGAACACGUCGUUAGAGGAGAUGCAGGCCAUCAGCAAGGCUGGCUCGGGCAUGCUGAAAUUCGUCGAGGCCGUCAUGGGUUACUGCGACGUGGCCAAAGAGAUCAAACCCAAGAGAGAGAAGGUGGCCAGGUUGGAGAAGAACUACUUCCAGAGCAUGCGUGAGCUGGAGCGGAUCCAGAGCGAGCUGGCAGGCAUUCAGAAGGAGCUGGGCGCUUUGGGGCAGAAGUACAACGAAGCCAUGACCGAGAAGCAGCAACUGCAGGAGGAGGCCGAGAUCAUGGAGCGCAGACUUAUUGCUGCCGACAAGCUCAUCUCAGGACUGGGAUCAGAGAACAAGCGCUGGACAGAAGAUCUCAAGGAGCUGGAGAAGAGGCGAGUGCGCCUGCUGGGAGACUGUCUAAUCUGCGCAGCCUUCCUGAGCUAUGAAGGAGCCUUCAGCUGGGACUUCCGAGACCAGAUGGUGUACGAGGUGUGGCAGAAGGACGUAUUGGAGAGAGGCAUCCCCCUGAGCCAGCCCUUCCGUAUCGAGAGCCUGCUCACCGACGAGGUCGAGAUCAGCAGAUGGGGUUCAGAAGGUCUUCCUCCUGAUGAGUUGUCUGUGCAGAAUGGUAUCCUGACCACGAGAGCCAGCCGAUUCCCUCUGUGCAUCGACCCCCAACAGCAGGCGCUCAACUGGAUCAAGAAGAAGGAGGAGAAGAACAACCUCAAGGUCUCCUCCUUUAACGAUCCAGAUUUCCUGAAGCAGCUGGAGAUGGCAAUCAAAUAUGGCUGUCCUUUCCUGUUUCAAGAUGUGGACGAGUACAUCGACCCGGUCAUCGACAACGUCCUGGAGAAGAACGUGAAAGGAGCCGAGGGACGACAGGUCAUCGUUUUGGGAGACAAGGAGGUUGAUUACGACCCCAACUUUAAACUGUACCUCAACACCAAACUGUCAAAUCCCAAAUACUCCCCGGCGGUGUUUGGCAAAGCCAUGGUCAUAAACUACACCGUUACAUUAAAGGGUCUGGAGGACCAGCUGCUGAGUGUCAUCGUGGGCUUUGAGCGGAAAGAGCUUGAGGAACAAAGGGAGCGUCUGAUCCUGGAGACCAGCGAGAACAAGCGUCUCCUCAAAGACCUGGAGGACUCGCUGCUCCGAGAGCUUGCCACGUCCACGGGGAACAUGCUGGACAAUGUGGAGCUUGUCCAGACGCUGGAUGAAACAAAAUCCAAAGCCAGUGAGGUCUUUGAGAAGCUAAAGCUGGCUGAACACACCUCAGCAGACAUCGAUACCCUGCGCGACGGUUACCGUCCGGCAGCUAAACGUGGUGCCAUCCUGUUCUUUGUCCUGGCUGAGAUGGCGCUAGUGAACAGCAUGUACCAGUACUCUCUGUCCUCCUUCCUCGAGGUGUUUGACUUCUCACUGCGUAAAUCUCUGCCAGACUCGAUCCUUUCUAAAAGGCUGAAGAACAUCAUGAACACACUCACACUCAACGUCUACAAUUACGGCUGCACUGGUCUGUUUGAAAGACACAAGCUGCUUUUCUCCUUCAACAUGACCAUAAAGAUCGAGCAGGCUGAGGGUCGGGUUCCUCAGGAAGAGCUCGACUUCUUCCUUAAAGGAAACCUAUCGCUGGAGAAGAGUGCGAGAAAGAAGCCGUGUGAUUGGCUGCCUGAUCAGGGCUGGGAGGACAUCGUUCGUCUGUUGGAACUUUUCCAGAACGAGUUCGGCUCACUGAUAAGCGACAUCGAGAAGAAUCCCACUGAGUGGCAGGACUGGUAUGAUCUGGACACCCCAGAGCAGGCUCCCUUCCCUAUGAAGUACAAGGAAAGUCUGACAGAUUUCCAGAAACUUCUGCUUCUGCGCUGCUUCAGGGUGGACCGAGUGUACCGAGCCGUCAGUGACUACGUCACCAUCACCAUGGGAGAGAAGUAUGUGCAGCCGCCAGUCAUCAGUUUCGAUGCGAUAUUCGAGCAGAGCACUCCGAACUCCCCCAUCGUCUUCAUCCUGAGUCCUGGCUGUGAGCCAGCAAGUGACCUGAUGAAGCUGGCAGAGCGCUCCAGCUUCGGGACCAACAGGCUCAAGUUCCUCGCCAUGGGACAAGGCCAGGAGAAGGUGGCGCUGCAGCUGCUGGAGACCGCAGUGUCCCGAGGUCAAUGGCUGAUGCUCCAGAACUGUCAUCUCUUAGUAAAGUGGCUGAAGGAGCUGGAGAAAUCUCUAGAGAGAAUCACGAAACCUCACCCAGAUUUCCGCCUGUGGCUCACCACCGACCCGAUCAAAGAUUUCCCCAUCGGCAUCCUGCAGAAAUCCCUCAAGGUGGUGACGGAGCCCCCUAACGGGCUGAAGUUGAACAUGAGAGCCACGUACUUUAAGAUUCCUGUGGAGACGCUGAUGAGCUGCCCUCACCCGGCCUUCCGCAGCCUGGUCUACGUGCUGGCUUUCUUCCACGCCGUGGUGCAGGAGAGACGCAAAUACGGCAAGAUCGGCUGGAAUGUUCCGUAUGACUUCAACGAGUCCGACUUCCAGGUGUGUCUGGAGAUCCUGAACACAUACCUGACCAAAGCUUUCAUUCAAGAUGAUACCACCAUCCCAUGGGGCAGUCUCAAGUACCUGAUCGGAGAGGUGAUGUACGGGGGCCGGGCGAUAGACAGCUUCGACCGCAGAAUCCUCACCGUUUACAUGGACGAGUAUCUGGGAGAUUUUAUCUUUGACACCUUUCAGCCUUUCCAUUUCUUCCACAACAGAGACGUGGAUUACAGAAUCCCUCCUGACGGACACAAGGGAGUUUACGUGGCCGAAAUCGAGUCGCUCCCUCUCUCAAAUACUCCGGAAGUGUUCGGGCUUCACCCCAACGCUGAGAUCGGCUACUACACUCAGGCUGCUCGGGACAUGUGGACGCACCUCAUAGAGCUCCAACCACAAACCGGUGACACUGGUGUUGGAAUAAGCAGAGAUGAGUACAUCGCUCAGGUGGCUCGGGACGUCCAGAACAAGCUUCCCACGCCCUUCGACCUGGACGUGAUCCGGAAGAACUUCGGCCUGGACGUGACGCCCACCAGCGUGGUGCUGCUGCAGGAGCUGGAGCGCUUCAACAAACUCAUCAUCCGCAUGAGACGCUCGCUCGCUGAACUUCAGAGGGCUCUAGCAGGUGAAGUAGGAAUGAGCAGUGAGCUGGAUGAAGUGGCCCGAGCUCUGUUUAAUGGUCAGAUCCCUGCAAUCUGGAGGAAACUCGCUCCAGACACCCUCAAAUCCCUGGGCAACUGGAUGAUCCACUUUAAGAGACGCUAUGAUCAGUACAACUCAUGGGUGGAUAAGGGCGAGCCCGUAGUGAUGUGGUUGUCAGGGUUACACAUCCCCGAGUCGUACCUGACGGCGCUGGUUCAGGCCACAUGCAGGAAGAACGGCUGGCCGCUGGACCGCUCCACUCUGUACACACACGUCACUCAGUACAGCAACGAGGAUGAGGUGCAGGAAAGACCAGCUCAGGGUUGUUAUGUAUCAGGUCUGUAUUUGGAGGGAGCUGACUGGGAGGUGGAACAGGGAUGUCUGGUGCGCAGCAAACCCAAAGUGCUGGUGGUGCAGCUUCCUAUCCUCAAGGUGAUUCCUAUUGAGUCUCAUCGUCUAAAGCUGCAGAACACGCUGAGAACACCUGUCUACACCACGUCUGCCAGGAGAAACGCUAUGGGUGUAGGCCUGGUGUUUGAAGCCGACCUCUUCACCACCAAACACCACUCCCACUGGGUCCUACAGGGAGUGUGUCUCUGUCUCAAUGCUGACUGAUCCCUUUAAAAGAGAAAAAAACAUUUCAAAUCUAAUAAAUUUAUACAUAUAUUUUUAUAUAGUUACGUCCCAGUCUUGGGUUGGGGCACACAUCGUGAUUAAAGGC
Molecule: messenger RNA, 13869 nt
Organism: Silurus meridionalis
Lineage: Eukaryota; Metazoa; Chordata; Actinopteri; Siluriformes; Siluridae
Gene: dnah10
Product: dynein axonemal heavy chain 10
Biological process (GO): microtubule-based movement
Cellular component (GO): dynein complex
Molecular function (GO): dynein intermediate chain binding; minus-end-directed microtubule motor activity; dynein light intermediate chain binding
Source: RefSeq, a predicted model, not a curated record